This is a messenger RNA of Cadophora gregata, 3576 nucleotides long. RefSeq names its product nuA3 HAT complex component nto1 (gene NTO1). The coding region runs from base 1 to 3576 and encodes 1191 amino acids. The transcript has 3 exons. Lineage: Eukaryota; Fungi; Ascomycota; Leotiomycetes; Helotiales; Ploettnerulaceae. The record is from RefSeq and is a predicted model, not a curated record. Gene Ontology annotation, biological process: regulation of transcription by RNA polymerase II.
AUGCAGAGGACAAUGGCUCCUCUGCCAGCAACGCCCCGCCGACCUGCAUCCUCCAGAAUACGUACAGCUCGACCGCGAUCAGUUGGCGCGGCCCCGUCUGACAAAUCCAUCCCUGCGAACGUCGCCUCUGAACCACCUCUGAAAAGACGAAAGUACAUUCCGGGUGGCCCUGGAGGUGGAGGCAGAUACGUUGAUGAUCAGGGGAACGAGGUACCAGUAGGUGGCACUGGACCAGGAGGAUACAACUACGUUGGACCACGAGGACGAAUUGGUCGAGAGAACGCUGCCAUGGGUCUGAUACCUGAGGUAUAUAAUCGACGAGAUCGAAGUACGCGAACACGAACAGUCCUCCCGAGAUCGCAGCAGCCCCCUAUGAGAUUUACCUCUGCAGCUCAGGCCGCUGCUGUAGUACAGAGUGAUGGCUACAAACCACGAGAAGAACGCGCGUGGGAAGAAUUUCACCCCAAUCUUGAUAUCGAUGCCUCACUGCGCGCCUUCAGCGCCCACGAGGUUGAAGGAAUACUGGAUUCAAGGCCAGUCACGCCUGGAACAGGCGAGACAUCUGCGAAUGGUCUCCGGACACCCAACGGUGUUCUCGACUCAAAGGCUAAGAGUGACGGCAUACCCACACCUGUUGGUUCUAUUAAUGGGGAGGUUUUGACUAUCAGCAUCCCUGGAACACCAGGUGGUGGGAAGAGAAGACCGGGGCGACCUCCAAAGGACCCCGUCGCAUUCUUUACGGCGAAAGCAAUGAAGGAACUUGGUGCAACCAACGUCAUCGUCGCCCCUGCGCUGUCUCUGCCAAAGACACCCAAGGCGAUGCCACCAGUGACCAACAUAAAUGCGAAGGAGAGGUUGACUUUGCCGCAACCAUCAUACCGAAAAACCGACACCCUGGCUCGAUUCGAAGAUAAGGCUCUUGGGCUCGUACGAUACGUGGACAAAUCCAUGGCAAAUGUUGGCUAUCAGGAGAGUGACAUAUUUGUUCGCCCAGAGCGAACCCUCAUUAAAGUCUCUGAUGGAAAUCUGGACGAAGAAAUAGACCUAGGACCUGGGCAUAAGAGCGAUGCGGAAGGCAUAUUUCCUACAGGAACUGGUACUGUGGGUCGUGUAGAAUAUGAUAUGGACGAGCAGGAUGAUAAGUGGCUGGAAGCCUAUAACGCGGAGCGCAAAUCAUCGAGUUGGGAGCCGAUCACCCGAGAAAUCUUCGAGAUCACCAUCACUAAGAUCGAAAAAGAAUGGCACGCGCUAGAGAAGCGUAUACCAAAGCCAAAUCCAAAACCACCACAGACACACAGGCCUAGAUCGAGUUCAGCUGCGGCAGUGAACGGUGAGCCGCAAGCUGGAGAGGAGCAGGACAGUAAAUGUGCCAUUUGUGAUGAUGGAGAUUGUGAAAAUACCAAUGCCAUUGUCUUUUGUGAUGGUUGUGAUUUGGCGGUACAUCAGGAGUGUUACGGUGUCCCAUUUAUACCCGAAGGCCAGUGGCUUUGUCGGAAAUGUCAACUAAUUGGCCGUGGCAUCCCCACCUGCAUUUUUUGCCCGAACACAGACGGAGCUUUUAAACAAACAAACGCUUCAAAAUGGGCACAUCUGCUCUGCGCUAUGUGGAUUCCGGAAGUAUCACUUGGCAACCAUACAUUUAUGGAACCGGUAAUGGAAGUGGAGAAGGUCCCAAAGACUCGAUGGAAAUUGAGUUGUUACCUUUGUCAUCAACGCAUGGGUGCUUGCAUCCAGUGUGGGAACAAGUCGUGCUACCAAGCGUUCCAUGUCACAUGUGCCAGGAGAGCUCGCUUGUUUCUGAAGAUGAAAAACAACCAUGGCACGCUUGCAGUUCUCGAUGGUACUACUGUCCUGAAGGCUUUCUGCGACAAACAUUGCCCUUCGGACUACGCUAAGGAGAAUGAUGUUACGCGAGCGACUCGAGAAGCUAGGAACUUUUACAAGAAAACUAUGCGUGGUCGCUUAUGGGCAGACAGCCAGGCGUCGGCACUGGCAAUGGCAGCAACGCAUCGGCACGCCGUCACCGAACAUCAACCAGAUGAGUCACAGCUCACAGGUGCUAAGUUUGCUUUAGCUCUCGCUGAUGGUAAGAAGAAAGGGGUCCAACCGCAGAAGCCGGUAUGGAAACUCCCUUCUGGCGCGCCCGUCAUCCCACGCUAUAGCUUCGAUAUUGUUGAAAAAUCCCUUCAGCGCUUCAACAUCCACAAGCGAAAGGAAUACACAGCGGAUGCAUGUAGGUACUGGACACUUAAACGCGAGGCACGACGAGGUGCAGCUUUACUCAAGCGACUACAACUACAGAUGGAAACAUUUUCUUCCAUGGAAAUCACUCGCAGAAACUUCGCUGGAAUGGGUCCUGCUGGCAGAACAAGACUCAAUCGUCGAAUCGAGUUCGCUCAGACUCUAAUCCAAGAUCUGGAAAAAUUGAAAUCCCUGUCGGAUGACAUCGUGAUGCGAGAAGUAGAGAAGUUUAAAGCGGUGGCGCUUGAAGAGGACCUUGUAGAUUCGGUCUACUUCCCUGUAGCAAGGAUGCUGCCCAAAGUCCUUGACAAAUCACUUACGCUUGAUAUCAGAUCUAUAUUCACAGAUGGGUUAUUGAGGCUGAAAGCGAAGGUCGAUAGUCGAUUUUAUACUACAGCAAUGUCCUUUGCGCACGACUUCAGCGAGAUCUUUCGAUAUGGAAUUCUAUCCGAGCCUCCCGUCAAGCCUGAGACGGCAGUUUCAAGGGAACUUGAGAAAGGAUCCACGAUCAAAAAAACACCUCUUGACAUCAAAGAACGGCGUCGACUUGGAAAGCGAAUCAUCAAAGCCAUCCAACCACAGUUAGAAGCGGCUGUGAAAUCGGAAGCUGAAAUCAGUGGCAAGCCCGUCGACAGACAUUUGAAGGAUCUCAUGGAGCUACUCGACUCUAGCUAUUCUGCCGGCCAGGAUUCAAUUUCGGUAUCUCUUGGUGAUGCAGGUUCUGUAGGAGAACGAGAUCUUGAUAUCGAUCAAGAUACCCAAGCGCGACCGGAUGGAAGCGACGUCAAAACUGCUGGAGCACAUCGGUCCUCAGCUGUUUCUGAAGACGUAGACAUGUUAGACGCACCGGGCGAGGUAGAUGAGAGCAUUAAUAUCGCCCUGCCAUCUGGAGAUGAUACCAUUAAUACAGAUACUGCACCCCCUGAGGCUGACUCGAAUGCUUCGAAAAAGAAAUUUCACGCAAAUGGCAUCAAGAGUUCAGACACACCUCCAGACACAAAUGGAUAUGUCUCAGCUCAAGAUAUCAUGCAACCCGCACCACCAACACCACCUACCUCAAAUGGCGAUACAACCACCGAUCAGGCGGACAUAUUGGCAAACGGCGGAAUUCCAUAUUAUCUGAAGGAUUUCCAACCAGAAGGCACAAGUCUUCUGCAAGGAGCAGAUGUCAUGUCGAGUGUCAGCGAGGAACUCAGUGAAAUGGAUGAUGAGGAGCUAAAAGGUCUCGGGGCUGACUUCAAAACCGGCCCAACCGAGAUUAUUGGCAGUGUCAUUACUGCUAGUCCGUCAAAGGCGAAGAAAGGGAAGGCAAAGAAGAAAGCCCGGAGGCGUUGA